CACAUAUACCUCGAAAAGCGCAAUGUCGCCCUCGUAUGGCUCUUUUCGGAGUCCUCGGCCGUCGAAUUCGCGGUCAUCGACAUUUCCUAGCUACAAUACCUCCCGCAAGAAGCCUCGACGCUGGCCGUUGGUCCUUCGAUUCGUCAAAGGAGCCGUGCAUGUAGAUAUCGCUAUCGCGGUAAUUCUACAUGCGGCUUUCACGGCGUUGAUAUGCUACUGGCAGGUGGAGAAGAGUGGACACUUGUCAAUUCCUUCCAGCGUCGUGCCCAGUCUGAGUAUUGUGGUCGGCUUGAUGCUGGUGUUUCGCAAUGGAACAAGCUACGAUCGUUUCUGGCAGGGCAAUCAACUUUUCACAACCGUCGUCACGAACAUCCGCAAUCUUACCCGCAGCUUUUUGGCCUGCUCGCACACCUCCAAAGGCCCUCCACCCACGGACGUCGAACGCGCCGACACCGAGCGCACCGUCCGCGUGCUCCUGGCUCUCGUCUACGCGACCAAGAACCACCUCCGCGCCGAGUGGGGCGGCGCCAUGCCUCCCUUGCUGCUAGCCCAGUCUGAGAUCGAACGCCAUCGCAGGGAGAGCGUCUCGGUGCAUAAACCAGAGUACGCUGAAUUGCUCCCUCCCGGAACGCGUGGGCACGAAGAGUCCGGGUUGGGAUUGUUGCUGCAGCUCUCCAUUCAAGUCGAAGCGUACAUCAAACGCGCCCACGAUCGAGGUUGGUUCCACAGUCCGCAGGCGUCACAGAUGAGCGUGCAGCUCAAUACACUCGUGGCGGCGUAUGGAAGUAUGGAGACGAUUCACCUCACGCCACUGCCAGUGGCGUAUCUGAUCCACAUGCGACAGGUGUUGAGCUUGUUCUGUUGCGUGUUGCCAUUCGCAUGGGUAGCGGAGAUGGGUUGGUGGACGGUGUUGAUGGUCGCCGUGGUGUCGUUCACGCUGUAUGGCAUUGAAGCUAUUGGGCAACAGCUUGAGGAUCCGUUUGGGUACGAUCGAAUUGAUAUCAAGGUCGAUGCUAUCGCGGAGGAUUUGAGGGUCGAGACGACGGUCUUGCUGGAGAAUUGGAGGAGAGGCGGAGAUAUGUUUCCGAAAGAUCAGCUGUAA
This is a messenger RNA of Zymoseptoria tritici IPO323, 1102 nucleotides long. RefSeq lists its product as uncharacterized. NCBI's taxonomy places the organism in Eukaryota, Fungi, Ascomycota, Dothideomycetes, Mycosphaerellales, Mycosphaerellaceae. The transcript has 2 exons. The coding region runs from base 23 to 1102 and encodes 359 amino acids. The record is from RefSeq and is a predicted model, not a curated record. Gene Ontology annotation, molecular function: chloride channel activity.